Molecule: messenger RNA, 1825 nt
Organism: Lactuca virosa
Lineage: Eukaryota; Viridiplantae; Streptophyta; Magnoliopsida; Asterales; Asteraceae
Source: the annotation of a GenBank genome assembly
UGAGAUGGUGCUGCGUGACAUUGUUUUACCAUCGGCAAAAAUUGCACCACGCCUUACCAAACUAACAAACACCAACAUAAGAAAGAGAGCCCAAGUUCAGGCUCAAAUACAUCUAUCUUCGUCUUGUUCGGAUUUUUUCAUCACGACCUCAAUCUCAGUGACAGUUGUGGCAUGCUCGUUACUCGUAACUCUUCAAAUGGCAAUUGCUGUUUUUCAAGGUUUCGCUUGUAGAAGCCAAGUAUCAUUCCAUAUCCCUCUUAUUAACCGUGUUCACAAGGCAAGACAAAACUGUUCUGUGGCAGCCAUUGAAUCGCUGGCUGAAUCCGUAAGUGUGCAUAACGAAGAUAAUCAGUUUUCAACUGCUAGAAUUGUAAAAGUAGGACGAGGCAAUGAUGAAUCCAAACCACAUGAAUGGAAAAAGUUGUGUUCGAAAGAACUUGGAGUCAAGACUUCAAGGAUUACAAAGCCUGCAAAAUUUGUAUUGAAUGUGCUUAGAAAAAAAGGAUAUGAGGUAUACCUGGUAGGAGGUUGUGUACGGGAUCUUAUAUUAAACAGAACUCCUAAAGAUUUUGACAUCUUGACAUCUGCUGAACUUAAAGAGGUAAUGAGAGCAUUUCCCCACUGUGAAAUAGUUGGAAGGCGAUUUCCUAUAUGCCAUGUACACGUAGAUGAUGCCAUUGUGGAGGUUUCAAGUUUCAGCACAACUGGAAGGAGGUCAAAAUUUAGCUUGAGAAAACCAAAAGGCUGUAAUGAAAGUGAUUUUAUUCGCUGGAGAAAUUGUGUGCAGAGGGAUUUCACUAUCAAUGGGUUGAUGUUUGACCCAUUUGCGAGGAUCGUAUAUGAUUAUAUUGGUGGAAUGGAAGAUAUUCAAAAGGCUAAAACCCGCAUAGCAUAUUCUGAGGCUUAUCAGGUUCGCUGCAUAGCCCCUGCAAAUAUUUCUUUUGUGGAAGAUUGUGCUCGCAUUCUGCGUGGGGUUAGAAUCGCUGCUCGUUUAAGAUUUCAAUUUUCCAGAGAAACCUCUCAUUUUGUAAAAGAAUUGUCCGAUUCGUUGUUGAGGCUUGAUAAGGGCCGAAUACACAUGGAAAUGAAUUAUAUGCUGGCCUAUGGAUCUGCAGAGGCUUCACUAAGGUUACUGUGGAAAUUUGGACUCCUUGAGAUUCUUCUACCCAUCCAAGCAUCUUACCUUAUUUCACAUGGAUUCCGCAGACGUGAUAAGAGAUCCAACAUGCUCCUGUCUUUGUUUGGCAGCUUGGACAAACUUGUAGCACCUGAUCGUCCAUGCCACUGUUGUCUGUGGGUUGGCAUCCUGGCAUUUCAUGAGGCGUUGGUAGAAGAGGGUCGCGAUAGUUUGGUGAUCGGUGCAUUUAGCAUAGCUGUCCAUGGCGGUGGAUCAUUGUCGGAAGCAGUAGAUAUUGCAAUGAAGAUCUCACCUCCUGAAACCAGAUUUCAUGAAGUUAUUAUAUCCCCUACCACAUAUUUAUAUUCUAAACAUGAAUUAAUGGAUGAGGUUGUAAGACUCGCAGCUUCUGUUAAAGCUGCAUUACGGAGGCUCACAGAUGACCACUUUGUUUCCCAGGCCCUCAUUAAAUACCCCCAAGCUCCACAAUCCCAUCUGGUUUUCAUUUCAUGGGCUCUAUCACUAAAGGUAUCCUCCAUCUUUGACUGUGUCAAAAGGGGCAAAACUCGGAGGACCUUUCUACCAAAACAAGGAAAUGAAAUCGACUAUCAAUCAUUGGCAUCCGGCAGAUUGGAUGAAGUUAGGGCCAUUUUUGGUGGAGCGAUUUCAUCCAUACCACCCCCUUUCAUUAUAUCCUACAAGGAAUGA